GUCUUUGUGAGCACAAAAGGGCUUAGCCCUUCAUGUAGUCUUCAUUUGUUCCUCAUUUUCCACUGUUACAGGGCUUACACCCACGCUUGUUUCAUUUACACUGAUGUUUACAGUUCAGAAACAAGAAGUUGAAGAAGGCGAAGAUACAAGAACACUCGAUCAAAGAAUCAACGAUACAGAAUACGUAGAAUCAAACCAUAAUCACUGCUACAUGGAACCCACGUCAAAUUCACCACCAACUCCACCGUUUGCGCUCAAAGAAGAGCCAGACACAGACGAGAGGUCACCGUCAAGAUUAGGUAUUAUGCCGGUUGCAGUCCAAGUGCCGGCGACGACACCUCUGCCGUUAUCUUCGGCGCCACCUGCGCCAAAGAGAGCUUCAACGAAAGACCGCCACACAAAGGUGGAGGGUCGUGGUCGGAGGAUCCGAAUGCCAGCCACGUGCGCAGCUCGUAUUUUCCAGUUGACCCGGGAACUUGGCCAUAAGUCGGACGGGGAAACCAUCAGGUGGUUACUUGAACACGCGGAGCCUGCAAUUAUCGCGGCCACAGGUACCGGAACCGUUCCCGCCAUCGCCAUGUCAGUGAAUGGGACUCUCAAAAUCCCAACAACAAGCAACGCUAGUUCCGAACAAGGUGACCAAAGCGUUAAAAAGAAGCGGAAACGACCAGCGAAUAGCGAGUACGUGGAUGUAAACGAUGUCGUAUCAGUCUCCUCCGGUUUGGCUCCUAUUAGUACUGCUGCUAGUUGUACCCAACAAGCAGUAACACAAGUGGCACAAGUGCCACAAGGGCUGGUACCCAUGUGGGCCAUACCAUCAAAUGCCGUCGUUCCCGGUGCGUUCUUCAUGGUGCCACAACCUAUGGCAGCCAUUGCUAGACCUUCUAAUCAGCCUCAGAUAUUCGCAUUCCCAGCAACUGCGACGCCACUAAUUAACAUAGCUGCAGCUAGACCCAUUUCUUCUUUUGUAUCGUCCAUGCAACAACAUGCCGCUAAUAUAGCCACCCCGCUUCAAAUUCAAACAAAUGUAACAACAACGUUAGGUUCCACUGUUUCAACUUCAAAUCCAUCCAAAACAGCGUCAGUCAUGGCUCCAAGUUCAGGUUCCGCUACUACUACUAAUACCGGGACAACACAGAUGCUACGAGACUUUUCGUUGGAGAUUUACGAUAAAAAAGAGCUUCAGUUCAUGACUCGCUCUGCAAAGCACUGAAAUCUAGGAAACAAAGUGUUUCCCGUGUAAUAUAUGUGGGAUAACGGUUCUUGGUACCAUGCAGUACUUGUAUAUCCGCCAUUAACGACCCUCGAAGUUGGCCUUCUUUCUUUCUCAAGCAGAGUUGGUUUUUUUUUUUUUUUUUUUUCACUCUCGCUCGUCAGAGAUUGGUGAAGGAGAGAGAAUACACGUGCUCACGUGGGGCAAGUUUGAAAGACGUGCACGUGUGAUGUGGGUUCGUAUUAGGCGGGGAAAGGGGUCCACAUACGUUGUGGGACGUGGGUCAACACUCAAAUAAAAAUGCAAAGGGAGGGUGCUCCGUGGAUCGUGCAAGCCAGGAUAUUAUUUAUUUAUUUUUGGCAGAGUAGAAAAGCGGGGCCACCUCAUCGCUCUCUCAUCUCAUGUGAUGUGGGGCGCGGGUCCCAAAGAGAGGAGAGAGAUGUGGGUCCAUCUAGGCUAACGGUAUCGUUUCCACAUUGUUUCCAAGGCGGCCGCUUAAUGGUCCCCAUUGUUGGUUCGGUGGUCCGACCGAGAACAGUGGGGCUAAAAGAUUUAGGGCAGCAGCGAGCGACACGUGUCGGUGGUUUAGCUUUUUUGGGUGUAGUACUUUUUUGUAAGACACGUGGGCUCCUCUUAUGGAUGGCCCACAUUCACAUAGUAGUUGCUUACAAAAGAGAAAUGGUGAUGGGGAUGAUGAUGAUGAUGAUGAUGAUAGCAUCAGAUGCGGCUGAUUUAGAUUUUCACUUUGCCUCUGAUUUAUAAACUUUGUAAAUAAAUAAAUAAUGGAAGUGAAGAGCCACAGCAUUUUAGUUUCUUAUUC
This is a messenger RNA of Pistacia vera, 2033 nucleotides long. RefSeq names its product transcription factor TCP9. Gene Ontology annotation, molecular function: sequence-specific DNA binding; DNA-binding transcription factor activity. NCBI's taxonomy places the organism in Eukaryota, Viridiplantae, Streptophyta, Magnoliopsida, Sapindales, Anacardiaceae. Gene Ontology annotation, cellular component: nucleus. Bases 104 to 1213 code for a protein of 369 amino acids. The transcript has a single exon. The record is from RefSeq and is a predicted model, not a curated record.